AUGGCCAAUCAAAUCUACCAAUACUCGCUUCUCAGCGCCCUCAUGCACGGCGUCUGCCACGAGGGUCCAGCAGUCCAGCAAGUUCUCAGCCAUGGCGACCAUGGUCUUGGGACCAUACGCGGCCUAGACGGCGAGAUCCUAAUCCUGGACGGCAGGGCUUACCAUUUCCCCCCAGACCCUCGACAGUCGCCCAAAAUCCUUUCACCAACCUCGAUCCUGCCCUACGUGAUGAUUACCACCUUCCAACCAACCCACCACAAACGCCUCUCCAGCGUGUCUAUGUCUUCUCUCCCAACCGCUCUCUGCCCACUCCUCCCGAACCAGAAAAACAGCUUCAUCUCCCUUCGUCUGGACGGGCUUUUUCAAACGAUCCGUGUCCGCGUGAUCCCAGCACAAAGCCGACCGCGAGAGUCGUUAAAGGCUCUCGCCGCGCGCCAGGUCAUAAGCGAGUAUCGGGACGUCCGCGGGGUGGUCUUCGGCUUCUGGUCCCCGCAGUAUGCGAGCGGAUUCAGCGUUGCUGGGUUCCACCUGCAUUUCAUGUCCGAGGACGGCACCAGCGGCGGCCACGUCGUUGGGUUUGAGGCGGGUGGCGAGGAGGUCAAGCUUGCGGCGGCAGUCAUCAGGGAUUACCAGGUGGAGGUGCCUGGUGGGAGUGAGUUCCAUGAGAUCGCGAUUGGGAAUGUGGCGGAGGAGGAGUUGCACGCUGCAUAG
This is a messenger RNA of Aspergillus steynii IBT 23096, 711 nucleotides long. RefSeq names its product acetolactate decarboxylase. The record is from RefSeq and is a predicted model, not a curated record. Lineage: Eukaryota; Fungi; Ascomycota; Eurotiomycetes; Eurotiales; Aspergillaceae. Gene Ontology annotation, molecular function: acetolactate decarboxylase activity. Bases 1 to 711 code for a protein of 236 amino acids. The transcript has a single exon. Gene Ontology annotation, biological process: acetoin biosynthetic process.